AUGCUCCAAACCGCCCGCAACGGAGGUAGCAUAACACCCCGCUACACGAAAAUCAUCAAGCACCACGCAUCCCAAAACCGCGCCUCCAUCCACCCCUACACGAAGAUAAAAGCCCACGAAUACAACCCAGACACACAAACCUGGUCUCUAACAACCGACCCACCAAUCCCAGAUCUCCCGGAAAUUGACUACAUCUACUUCGCGACGGGGGCACGGGCCGACGUGCGUGAGAUGCCGUUGCUACGCCAGAUGAACGAGCAGUACCCGAUCGAUGUCAAGGGUGGCUUUCCCUGUUUGACGAACGAUCUGGCGUGGAGGGAUGACGUACCUUUGUUCGUGACGGGGCGCAUGGCGGCUCUCCGAUUGGGGCCUGGGGCGCCGAAUUUGGAGGGCGCGAGGGUGGGUGCUGAGCGGGUUGCGUGGGGUAUGGAGGAGGUGUUGGGGAAGGGGAGGGAGGUUGGUGGGCAGUGUGAGGGGUUUUGUGGGCUUGGGAAUCGGUAUGCUUCGUUGCUUGGGGAGUGUGAUUGA
Penicillium bovifimosum is the source of this 528-nucleotide messenger RNA. RefSeq lists its product as uncharacterized. The transcript has a single exon. Bases 1 to 528 code for a protein of 175 amino acids. The record is from RefSeq and is a predicted model, not a curated record. NCBI's taxonomy places the organism in Eukaryota, Fungi, Ascomycota, Eurotiomycetes, Eurotiales, Aspergillaceae.